AUGGAGGGCCGCACACUCGCCGCGUUCCGGCCAGAAGGGUCCAAAGCCGUGGUGAGCUUCGACCGGGUGAAGGCGUGUUACAUUUUCGUGUUGGUGGGCUUUCAUCAGCAGCUUCUGAAUGCUCCCAAUCACCGUGUGCAGUUGGCCCACUACUUGCCGUACAGGACCGUGGACCAUGGUGUGGAGUUGAUGAUGGGCAUGAUGCUCAUCUCUGGAUGGCUGUCGUCGGCUACAUGGAAGGAUGCCAGCUGGGCCAACCACAUGCUCAAGAAAGUCUCACGCCUCAUCCCACCGUACAUCGUGGCCGUUGUCUUCACAGCCGUGCCACUGGCCUUGGAACGCGACGGCUGGGAAGGCUUGCUGCAGUACGGAUUGGAGAUCCUGACCAUCGGCGGCUGGACCCCACUGCUCUCAUGGUGGACCAUGAACCGACCGCUCUGGUUCCUCUCCACGCUGCUGACCUAUCACUACGCGUCUCCCUUCUUUUUGAGGUGGACACGCCGGCAGAGUGUUCGGCGGCUUCUUCUCGUUCUGGCCGCCCUGUAUGCUCUGCGCACGGGGAUCGCAUGCCUAGUGCUGGUGCUGCUGGAACAAUGGACCGGGGACCUGGAGUCUUAUGCGCGCAUCAUCCACUUGUGGAGUCCCACGCAGAUCUGGGUCCCCUUCAUGGGGGCGAUCUUGGAGCAGAUCACCGCUCGCACUGCGCUGCCGGCAUGGGUGCAGAAGUGGCAGGUUUGGCUUCUGUCCGACGUUUUGAUCCUCGUGUUGAUUGGAUGCACAAACUUCUUGCCGUCGACUGGACGGCCGAUGGUCGAUGCACUCCUGGCCUACAACAAUCUCCUCACCGGGCCUCUGCAGCUUGUCCUGGUGGUGCUGCUCAGCUGCGAUUGCAACUCUUUCAGGCUCCUGUCUAGCCUUACUGACGGCACCCGCAAGCUGGCAGCCGCCAUGUUGAAGCUCUCCUACACGGUGUAUCUGACCCAUUGGCCUUGGGCCGCUUGCAUGCACUAUGCCGGGCGUUUUGCCUUGGACUCCUGGAACUCCAUGUUGGCCACAUGGGCUACUUCCAUCCUUUUUGCCAUCUUCCUGGACUUCGUCAUCGUUGACCCAUUCACUGCGACAUUUUGUGGCUGGAUCACGCCGAAACCCAAGGCUGGAAAUGAGGCCACCAAGGACGAUCCGAAGCCCGACAUCGCACAGCAAAAGAAGGCCGAAGAGAGCAAAGAUCCGGAGCUUGGCCUAUCUGAAGAGGUAGUGCCGCCCCGGGAAAGGAGCUCGGAAAGGGCUGAAACGCUUCCCUUUACUGCCUUCCGCUAUUCCCAGGUGUGA
Molecule: messenger RNA, 1329 nt
Organism: Symbiodinium sp. CCMP2456
Lineage: Eukaryota; Dinophyceae; Suessiales; Symbiodiniaceae
Source: the annotation of a GenBank genome assembly